UAUAUGCUGUACAUGGGGAGUAGUGAUAAACCCAGAGAAACCUAAACAAUGACAAUACCACUAUAAUACUAUUGGCGAUCCACUCCACAUCAUCCGACUUCAUUCGACGCUGAAAAAUGAAAUUUUUCUCAGUUUUUCUCUUUUGUGUUUGCUUCACUUUUGUCGCCGAGGCCCAGACUACAACGAAACCAACGGCGACAACGAGCAAGACGACAACUUUAACAAAAAAACCGACUACAAGUACCACGCAAAAGCCAACAACUUCCACAACGAAAAAGACAACAACAAAGCAGACUACUUCAACAACAAAACAGACCAGCACUUCAACAACAAAAACCGCUUCGACUGCUAAACCAACUUCAACAACCAAGCAAGCUAGCAUAAUCACAUCGUCAAUUAAGCCAACAACUUCAACAAAACCAACAACAACCACUUUAACAACCAAGAAAGCUAGUAAUACAAUAACUUCAUCGUCAAUCAAGUCAACGACUUUAACAACACCAAAAAUAACAGCGUCAACAGCCAAGCAAGCUAGCACAGUAACUACAUCGAAUAAGCCAACAACACCAAUAGUAACAACAGCCACUUCAACAACGAGGCGAACAACUGCGGCAGUCAUAACAACGACUGUGAAGCGGACACCGUCUAGUCAAAGGACAACAUCUAGUCCCACUGUAGUGACAACUCCAACUUCAUUAACUGAGAAUCCCUACUGUAAUAUUUCAACAUGCUCUGUGCCCUGCGAAAACACACUUUGCAAAUUUACGAAUGCUACUUGGGGAGCAGCGUGUCAACCUCCGUAUCCGAAUCAAUCCAUCGUCAGCCUUAGCGAUAUCUCGCUAAUCUUGAACACGUACAACAGUUACAGAAGUAAAGUGGCAAAGGGCCUCGAGACCCGUGGAAACCCAGGACCUCAACCCGCGGCAGCCAAUAUGCGGAAAGUGUUCUGGGACGAUGAGCUAGCCGCGAUGUCAACAGCGCACGCUCUGCAAUGCGUUUACGAACACGACAUUUGCAGAGAUGUCGGUCGCUUUCGAGUGGGUCAAAAUAUUUACAUCGUUGAAUCCUCCGUCGACAAUCUUGGUGCAUCCAACUGGACCGAAGCGAUGGCAUAUUGGUACGAUGAAGUUCAAUCCAUGACGAGUGGCUAUGUUUCAAGUUUUCCAUUAAACCCAACAAAUAGCAUUGGUCAUUACACGCAAUUAGUAUGGGCGGAGACUUAUAGGUUGGGCUGUGGUGUAGCCUACUAUCAAUCCAAUUUCACUGUGGGGUAUCCCUACAACCGAUUAUACGUGUGUAACUAUGGACCGGCAGGUAACUGGAUCGGCUCUUCGGUUUAUUCACAAGGGACAACAGGAUCUGGCUGCCCUUCCGGAACCAUAGGAAACAGCGAUGGGUUGUGCGCUUAAACCACCAACAGAAAAAAAGGUAUAGGUUUAGGUUUCCGAUAUCAGACAGAUUCCAACUGUUACACCCAUUUGAUGCAAUACAUGGGGCUCUCUUCUAAGAAUAAAAAGCAAUUUGAAAUCGAAUAAACCGUCGAAAGCAAAGAUAGUAAAUGGUUUCUUUUAA
Messenger RNA from Daphnia pulex (common water flea), 1572 nucleotides. Its product is annotated as cell wall protein DAN4-like. NCBI's taxonomy places the organism in Eukaryota, Metazoa, Arthropoda, Branchiopoda, Diplostraca, Daphniidae. Gene Ontology annotation, cellular component: extracellular region. The record is from RefSeq and is a predicted model, not a curated record. The transcript has 8 exons. Bases 117 to 1409 code for a protein of 430 amino acids.